AGGAGAAGAGGAGGUGAAAGCGUUUUCCCUUAGCCUAUCAGACGUCGGGAAGGCCAUGGACUUGGUGGCUGCGCAUGAGAUGGCGGAUCCGGAUGCCAUCGCCCCGAGACGGGGAGAUUGGAGCUGGUAUAUCGCCUUCCGGACGGAAGGAGGAACCCCGCGUCCGCGCAGGCGCAAUCUGUGAGUCGGCCUUUUUUUGGGGACGGCUCAAGCAGGGUUCCCAAAGGCGGUACAAGACGGUAGACAGGAAGUGCCGCCCGGUUCCCGUCCUCGUUACGGAAGACGAGGAAGCAUACUAUGAGAGGGAACGAGGGUUGAUACGGCGAAUGAGGGAGAGUGCUCUAGCAGGGCCAUGUCGUAUCAACGAAGGGAAUGAGGGGAAAUUGAUCAUAGGGGAGCCCGACUUCCUGCUGCCUCAGGGGCAGACAUUAAUGGUGGAGUUGAUGAAGAGGAGGCAUCGCGCCUAUGCGUUUAGUGACGAGGAGCGUGACAGGCUGGAUGUGGACAAAAUACCUAUGAUCUGCAUCCAUACCGUGCCACACGAGCCUUGGAACAUGGGACGGGCGCGAUAUCCUAAUCCCGACGAGGAAAAGAAGGUGGUGGAUUACCUCGACGGCAAGAUACGCACGCACGUCGCCGACUAUUCGACCGAACCGUAUGCAUCCUCGUGGUUCUGCUUCAUCAAGCCUAACGGGACGCUGCGGUGGGUGCAAGACCUGCAGAGGUUAAAUGCGGUGACCGUGCGGGAUGCUCGAGGACAUCCAAAUGCGGACGCUUUGUCAAAAUCCUGUGCAGGAAGGCCUCUAAUCUCACUUAUAGACCUUUACUCAGGAUAUGAUCAGUUUCCGGUCUAUCCGCCGGACAGGCCGGUAACGGCUAUGCACACGCCGCGAGAACUAAUCCACAUGAACGUGGCCCCGCAAGGGUGGACCAACGUGGUAGCGAUGGUCCAGCGAGCCAUGAUUCGGGCUAUGCAGUCAGUCAGCCCCCAUAUCACACAACCAUACAUCGACGAUUUGGCAGUGAAGGGGCCGGCAGUGAAGGAAAGCGACGAAGUCUCGCCAUGGGAAGGGGAGACAGUGGAGAAUACGCCCCCGGUUGAUGAAUUUCUGGAUCAGAAGGAAGAUGUUCGUCUCCACAUCAACAAGUGGUCGCCGCGAGUGCCCAGCUGUGUAGGCUAUCCUAUCUGGCGAGCGCCGAGUGGGUACGAACGGAGGGCUGAGCUAGUCCUCAAACCCUUUGAAGAGGAGGACCCCUGGGGUGGUAAGGAUGUUCAGUGGAUGAUGGAGUUGGCGCUGGCCAGCUCGCAUAGUCUGGUGGAGGACAUGAGGACGAUCGAGGAAGGACCUGGCCACGUAGAACGGCAUGAGGACCUGAUGGGAGGAAUGUAUCUCCUCGUCAACACGUUAUUGCAGAAAAGCCUUGGCCAGUCAGACUCGUUGAACCCGACAGGGAAUGUGGAUGAAGUGCCUGAGAGCCAGGGCGACGAGUUCGAGGAGGGGGAGAUUAAGGAGGUCUUUCGUGCAGAGGAGUAUGACGGGAUCUACCUAGAGUUGGGGCUUCUUUUGUCUUGCGAGAUGCGGCUAAGGGAUGCGAGCGAUAGGGCUCAGAGGAUGCUGCAACGCUACUUAGUGCGAGACGGCCACCUUUUCGUGAGAAGGGAAGUGGGGAAUCCCAGGAGAGUCGUCUGCGGUAGGAACCGUCAGAUUGACGGCAUAGCAGCGCUUCACGAUGGCAUUGCAGGAGGGCAUCGGGGGGUACAAGCCAUGUAUGCCAAAAUAAGUGAGCUGUACUACUGGGAUGGGAUGAUGGACAUGAUCGGGAAGUUCUGCCGAUCUUGCGUACCCUGCCAGGAGAGAUCUCGUUUGAGGCAAGGAGAGUCGUUACAUCCAAGGUUAGAACGAGAGGUGGGGGCUGUAGUGCAUCUCGAUCUACUUUUCAUGCCGCUUGGGGAUCAGGGCUAUAAUUACAUCUUCGAUGCGCGCGAUAACCUAUCUGGCUUUGUGGACGGGCGUACUAUUCGUACGAAGACUGGGCUAACCUUGGUUAGCUGCAUUGAGGAGUACUACCUGCGUUAUCCUUUCGUCAGGGAAUUCGUAAUGGACAGGGGAUCGGAGUUUACCUGCCAGGAGGUGCAAGAGCUGCUAUCUAGGUCUGACUUUACGAAGACAGCCAUGCCAAGAGGAAGGAAGGGGACACGGUCGCCUCGGAGACCGUUGGGGGCAUCAGGAGGAUACGAGCGGCAUGGACCUCGCCAUCGAGAGAGCACUCUGGAGUACGAUGGUGACGACAUCGAGUUAUUCCUGGACAGUUUCUGGGAACAUUCGCGGCGUAUGGGUUGGACCGUGACCCAGGAGAUUGAGAGGUUGAGGGGAGUCGGUAGAUUCGAGGAGCCCGUCGCGCGGAUCCGUAGGGAGGCGACGAUGAGGUCAGAGGUGGAGUUGAGGAUGCACGAGCUACGACCCUCUCCUGUGGGAUUUGAUGGCAGGCCGAUCCGCCUGGAGAUCGGGAAUGCGUCGGACUUCAUCCCCGCUUUCGAGUGGUUCAUGCAGGGGCAAGGUAUACCAAGAGACGAUUGGAUGCAGACUCUACCAAGGUAUACCGAAAGACGAUUGGAUGCAGACUCUACCACUCUGGACCAGGGAGGCGGAGAGACCACUGGUUAGGCAGGUCAAAGACAUGGCUCGAGACUGGUAGAGCUGCAAGGCACAUCUGAG
Chara braunii is the source of this 2717-nucleotide messenger RNA. Lineage: Eukaryota; Viridiplantae; Streptophyta; Charophyceae; Charales; Characeae. The record is from the annotation of a GenBank genome assembly.